This is a messenger RNA of Ixodes scapularis (black-legged tick), 1380 nucleotides long. RefSeq lists its product as uncharacterized. Gene Ontology annotation, molecular function: nucleic acid binding; zinc ion binding. The record is from RefSeq and is a predicted model, not a curated record. The coding region runs from base 1 to 1380 and encodes 459 amino acids. The transcript has a single exon. Lineage: Eukaryota; Metazoa; Arthropoda; Arachnida; Ixodida; Ixodidae.
AUGGCCGCGGAGGGCCUUCCUUCCGGCCAAGCUGCCACGCCAACCGAAAUGGAACAGGAUUCAACGGGUAUGUCGAGCUCCUCAAGCACCAUAUCCUACUACAAAAGUAUCUCUGAUGAUCAAGAUAUGAAUUCAGAGCCAUAUCAAAUGGUCCUGGGCAGAAAGAGACGCAAACCAUCUACUAGCUCAGACUGCAGCAGUAAGACAGUCAAAACCAUGACCCAGGCUCAUCCCCGCCUUACAGUGAUAAUCAAGCCCAAAGACCCAGUAAGCAUGAUUGCAACAAUUAACCCGAUGAAGAUUACAGAGAAACUUGAAAUGACUGCUUCAGAUGGGGUCAUCUUGGUUAGGCCCAAUCGAAGACUCAACGUGCUGGCGAUUGGCACAAGAAACACUGAAGCCACGAAAGCGCUUCUUGGACUCACCUCAUUAGGUGGAAUACCUGUCAUCGCUUAUGAACCACUUCCACGGGAAUCGGCGGCCGGAGUGAUCUACCAGGUACCAGCAGACAUUACCGAAGCCGAGCUACAAUCGGUAGUCCGUGCAACUGCACCCGUCAUUUCCAUUUCUCGACUGGGUAAAUCUGAGUCUGUCAAAGUCGUCUUCAGCACGGACACACUACCAGAAUAUGUCACCGUGGGAUACACAAGGUUCAAGUUGCAGCCGUACAUAGAGAAACCACGUCAGUGCUGGAAAUGCGGUCGUUUUGGACAUGUCCAAACCGCCUGCACAAAUGGCGUGCGCUCCACUCGCUGUGGAGGAGCACACGACCGUAUGAAGUGUGAAGCGGCUGAGCUGCUCUGCACAAAUUGCGGUAAAGCACAUGACUCGACAUCGCAUCUGUGCCCUGUGUACCAAAGGGAAAAGAAAAUAUAUCAGUACAAGAGCGAAGCUAAAGUUGGGUACACAACAGCAAAAGCGGCCCUACUGUCAUCGAAGGAGAAAGUGCCCCAAGGUCGCUCUAAAACAGAUGGUACAAAAACGAAACAAGACCUGGCAGCUCACCAACUUCUACAGGAGGGAAUUCAAGAUCCACAACCCUCCUCGUCAACACAGCUGCCAAACGCUAGACAAAUCCAAACACAUGUGAAGCCAAGAGACGCCCAAGUAUCCACCUUGGAGUUGAAGAAUGAAAACGAAUUUCCCAGACUCCCCAAUUCAGCUUCGAAAUCUGAUGUAGAAGUCAAAGAAAACAGGCAACCCAGGCAGGACAAAUCCAAGGCACCAGCCAAAGAUCAACAGUCUAUUACUGGGGAAAAGCUUCAAACAAUCGUCAAUGUCAUCCGUAGUACCCUUUGCACAUGGGAGUCUCCCCUAUCCCAAGCACUACUAACUGUGAUCGAUGCAAUACUUCCACUUAUCAAGCUAUGGUCUCGUUAG